This is a messenger RNA of Drosophila gunungcola (fruit fly), 620 nucleotides long. It is a transcript of the gene RpL23, whose product is annotated as 60S ribosomal protein L23. The record is from RefSeq and is a predicted model, not a curated record. Gene Ontology annotation, molecular function: structural constituent of ribosome; large ribosomal subunit rRNA binding. NCBI's taxonomy places the organism in Eukaryota, Metazoa, Arthropoda, Insecta, Diptera, Drosophilidae. Gene Ontology annotation, biological process: translation. The transcript is spliced from 3 exons. Gene Ontology annotation, cellular component: cytosolic large ribosomal subunit; ribosome. Bases 143 to 565 code for a protein of 140 amino acids.
CACCGUAUUUCCCUCCUUUUCGUUUUCGUUUCCGGCGAAGUAAGUAGAAAAAAUCUCCACGUUUUUCUUUUUGCUAAUAAUUGACUCAUCCCAUUGGCAAACUAGCGAAUAAUCUUGGAAUAACCAGCCCGCGAGCAGCAAAAUGUCGAAGAGAGGACGUGGAGGUACCGCGGGAGGCAAAUUCCGCAUCUCCCUCGGUUUGCCCGUGGGCGCCGUGAUGAACUGUGCCGACAACACCGGAGCCAAGAACCUGUACGUGAUCGCCGUGCACGGAAUCCGUGGUCGUCUGAACCGUCUGCCCGCCGCUGGCGUCGGUGACAUGUUCGUGGCCACCGUGAAGAAGGGAAAGCCCGAGCUCAGGAAGAAGGUUAUGCCGGCCGUGGUGAUUCGGCAGCGCAAGCCGUUCAGGAGGAGGGACGGGGUGUUUAUAUACUUCGAAGACAAUGCCGGGGUAAUAGUGAACAACAAGGGCGAAAUGAAGGGCUCGGCCAUCACUGGGCCCGUGGCCAAGGAAUGCGCUGAUCUGUGGCCCCGUAUCGCAUCCAAUGCAAGCUCUAUAGCCUAAGGAGUUUCCUUUUCAAAUAAACCCACAACGGAAAACAGAUUGUUUUGAAUUAGAA